This is a messenger RNA of Eublepharis macularius, 3958 nucleotides long. It is a transcript of the gene ADAMTS8, whose product is annotated as ADAM metallopeptidase with thrombospondin type 1 motif 8. Gene Ontology annotation, biological process: extracellular matrix organization; proteolysis. The coding region runs from base 13 to 2799 and encodes 928 amino acids. Gene Ontology annotation, molecular function: metalloendopeptidase activity; zinc ion binding. The record is from RefSeq and is a predicted model, not a curated record. NCBI's taxonomy places the organism in Eukaryota, Metazoa, Chordata, Lepidosauria, Squamata, Eublepharidae. The transcript has 9 exons.
AGUUGGGCAUCUAUGCCCCUUCCUCUUCAUCACCGGCAGCCUUCAUCCGGCAGGCUGGCACCUUCUUUCAUUCCGUUUCCCUUGCUGUGGUUCUUGAUGCUUCUUCACAAUGCCUGGGCACUGCCCACACAGAACGGUGACUUCCAGGAGGUGGUGCCAGUCUGGAUGGCAUCUCCUCUGGAGGGAGAAGGGCACAUUUCUUUCUCCAUCACUGCCUUCGGCAAAGAGUUUACUCUGCAGCUGCUCCCUGAUGCCAGCUUCUUAUCCCCUCGCCUGAAGAUCCAGCACAUAGGAGGGAAAGAGCCUGCCGGGUCCCUUGCAGAAGAGGACGCGGGGCUGGUACGAAGGUGCUUCUACUCAGGGGCUGUGAACUCGCAGCCAGACUCUUUGGUGGCUGUCAGCUUGUGCCAGGGCAUCCACGGCUCCUUCUUGGUCGACGGAGACAAAUAUCUGAUCCAGCCCCAAGGGAACCAGAGUGGAGAUCCUCUCCUGCAGGUUCACCAGCUCCAGAAGCAGGGAUGGGUGGAAGAGUCUGCAGAGGACAUUCCCGAAGGAGAGGCCCAGGGAGAACCCAACGGCACUAGCAGCAGAACCAAGCGCUUCACGUCAGAAGCUCGCUAUGUGGAGACCCUGCUGGUAGCCGAUGCAUCCAUGGUCCAGUUCUAUGGCGAUGAGCUAAAGAAUCACAUUCUCACCCUGAUGUCUGUGGCUGCUCAGAUCUACAAACACCCCAGCCUGAAGAACUCCAUCAGUUUGGUAGUGGUGAAGGUAUUGGUGGUGGAAGACAAGAAGUCUGGGCCAGAAGUAUCUGACAACGGAGGGCUCAUGCUACGGAAUUUCUGCAACUGGCAGCAGCGCUUCAAUCCCGCGAGUGACCGUCACCCAGAACAUUAUGACACAGCAAUACUACUGACUAGACAGGACUUCUGCGGACACCAGAGUUGCAGUACCCUCGGUGUGGCUGAGACCGGCACCAUGUGUGAUCCAAACAAAAGCUGUUCUGUGAUCGAAGAUGAAGGUCUCCAAGCGGCCUACACUUUAGCCCACGAACUAGGGCAUGUCCUCAGCAUGCCCCAUGAUGAUUCCAAGACCUGCGAGAGACUGUUUGGGAACUUAGGAAAGCAUCACUUGAUGGCUCCACUCUUUAUCCAUUUGAACAAGACUCUGCCCUGGUCCCCUUGCAGUGCCAUGUACAUCACGGAAUUCCUGGAUGGAGGGCACGGCGACUGUCUGCUUGAUGAACCUGCCAAACCCAUUGCCCUCCCCAUAGACCUCCCAGGCCAAGUGCCCUUGUACAACCUGGAUCAGCAGUGCCAGCAGAUUUUCGGCAAGGAGUUUCGGCACUGCCCAAACACCACUCAUGAGGACAUCUGCUCUCAGCUCUGGUGCAAGUUGGAGACUGGGGAGCGCCUAUGCCACACCAAAAAUGGCAGUUUGCCCUGGGCAGAUGGGACACCAUGUGGAGCUGGGAGGAUGUGCUUGGAUGGCCAUUGUGUGGCCCAAGACACCGUGUUGCCCCAGCCUGUGGUGGAUGGCAACUGGGGCUCCUGGAGUCCGUGGGGGCCAUGUUCCAGAACCUGUGAUGGAGGAGUGCAUUUCUCCAACAGAGACUGUGACAAUCCCGUGCCGAGCAAUGGAGGAAAAUACUGCGAGGGUCAAAGGAUCAAAUAUCAGUCGUGCCACACUGAGGAAUGCCCACCUAAUGACAAGAGUUUUCGGGAGGAACAGUGUGAAAAGUACAACAGCAACAGCACGGAGUUGAAUGGGAGCGGACGGGAGUGGGUGCCCAUGUACUCGGGGGUGUCGCCUCGUGAUCGCUGCAAGCUGGUCUGCCGAGCUAAAAGGGGGAACGAAUUCAAAGUGUUUGAGACAAAAGUGAUAGAUGGGACACUCUGUGGACCUGAGACCCUCUCUGUUUGCGUACAUGGGCAGUGCAUCAAAGCUGGCUGUGACCACAUCAUUGGGUCACCCAAGAAGUUAGACAAGUGUGGGGUUUGCGGUGGCAACGGCGCAACUUGCAGGAAAAUAUCUGGCUCGCUCAACAAAUCCAAGUUUGGAUAUAAUGACAUUGUCACAAUCCCUGCUGGGGCGACCAACAUUGACGUCAAGCAGCGCAGCCACCGUGUGCGACACGACAGCAACUAUUUAGCUUUGAGAACCCUGGAUGGCAAAUACCUCCUGAAUGGAGACUAUGCCAUUUCAGCCAUGGAGCAAGACAUUUUGGUGAAGGGUGUCAUUCUAAAGUACAGCGGCUCCCUGACCACCGUGGAACGUCUCCAGAGUUUCCGGCCCCUCCCAGAACCCCUUACUGUCCAGCUGCUGACGGUUUCCAAUGAGAAGUUCCCUCCCGCGGUGUUCUCUCCCAAAGUGAAGUACACAUUCUUUAUCCCCAAGGACAUCCACUUCAGCAAGCAGAAGAACAAGGAGAAGAACUCAUCCAAUGUAAUUAAACCCAUGCUGACUUUGCAGUGGAUUCUGGGCGACUGGUCCGAGUGCUCCAAAACCUGUGGUUCUGGCUGGCAGAGACGAACGGUGGAAUGCCUGGAUGUGGAAAGGCAGGCCUCGUCAACCUGUGACAAGGCCCUCAAGCCCGAGGACAUUAAGCCCUGCAGUGAUCUCCCGUGCCCCAUCUGGCAACUGGGUUCUUGGUCCCCUUGUUCCCGCACAUGCGGAGAGGGUGUGCGGACACGGAGUGCCUUGUGCAUUGACUAUGCAGGGAAAAUCACCGCCUCGGAGAAGUGUGGGUCUCCAAAACCGCCAUCGGUGACUACCGUCUGCACACUUCUGCAAGAGUGCUGAGGCCCAGCAGGGACUGGCAUGUAUAACAUAGGCUAACUACUAACCUAACCCAAACCGAGCUUGGCGUUGCCGAGCAAGGAUGUAGGUCAAAAGGCAAAAGUGCACUAAUAGACCUGAACAGGCUCCAUUGGGUAGACCUGUUUGAAAGGUUAGCAGGCAUUGAACAACAACCACUCUUUUUCUGCUUUGACUUCCUCCAAAUAGACAUCUACCUCAGUUGGGGCGGAAAGAAGCAUGGGAUUUUCGAUAUUAAAAAAAACGUUCGUUUCACAGGCCUCUAUUCAACAUCUGAGCAGAAACAGAUAUGUGUCUUAGGCUGUUCCCAAAGAUCACCUUCAGGAAGCCUCCCUGUGGGUCUUACCGGAAGGACGUCAUCUAAGAAAACCCGUUACUCUUCCGAUAUAAAGAUACCCUGGCUGAAGGUUACCAAUUUGCAGCUGCAGUUACCAGAAAAACAGUGAUCCUCUGUGGGCCUAUAAGCCAGGCUCUGUCUUGGAUAAUAACCUUUCUAGAUGACUUGGUGCAAGUCGUUUAACCCUAGUCUGGCCGCAGUACUUCACGUGCCUCCUAGUCAGUAGGAUUCCUUCCAAAUAACUGAUUUUGCAAACUUUGCUGUGGCAGGUUCAAGCUGUGGCAAAAGAAGGCUCCUGAUGCCAACCUGAUCUGUGAGCUUUUGUGAGGAUUAGAGGAAGGCUUAUACAAUGCUUCAAAGGUAAAUGUGAGAACAUCUCUCUUGCAAGGGGUUCAUUAGCUGUGGGCGGCUGUUGGCCGGUGCUCCAGGAGACUUUGAUCAAAGCGCUGAAGCUGAUGGAUCAGGCACUUUUCUUCUAUGUUAGAUCAUCACGUCCUGGGAAAUGGUGGCUUCAUAUUGCCAGUUCAAUCCCUCAGGUUUGGGGGGAAUCCAAAAUGGCAGUCACGAUCCGUCCAUCUGUUUUUUGCUUUAUAACGACUGCCAUUUUGGGAAGUGUAGAAUAUUGUUCUGUUUUUUAAAAAUGUGUGUGUGUGUAUGAGGGUUUGUGUGUGUGUUUAACAACCUGUUUCUACUAGGGAGGCCAGUAUGUGAGAGCUGAGGGCCUUUUUUUCACCUUUUCCCCUUUUGUCAUCAUCAUCCUCAAAACCAUCCCCAACCAGGCUGCUUUUACACAACAUAUGUUUUGUG